CGAUCAAUCACUCAUACCCCCUCGGCAACGAUGAUGGUGUACCAACCACUUCUUGUUACCUCGUGAUUGAUACCUCAGCAAGACCCGCUUGCUUGUCUUGAUCACGUCAAUCUUCGACGCAUGUAUCUCUCAUCAUGAGUUCCACCACCUACGCUUCUGUAACGGCGCCGCCACCACCAGCUCGACGCCGUUCCAACCGCUCUCUCGCGACCUCCACCCUCCAUUCCCCGGUUAUGAGCGAGUACUCGCAAUACCUCUUCCACAAUGGGACCGGAAGGUCGACACCCAGACCGCCGGGGUCGACGAGGAGCCUUCCUUUUACUUUGGAUCAGUUUGAGACGUUACAAGAGAUGCAGAGGGUGCUCUACCGGGGCGGUGAGACGGGAGAAGGAGAGGGAAGCCAGGGGAAUAUCAAGCGGGUGGACGAAUUUAUCCUCGAUAAUUUCGAUGAAGAAUGUCUCUACGAAUCCCCGCUCUUGACACUCCAAAACACCCAACUCUUGCAACACGCCGUCAACCUCUCACAUGCCGUCUCGGACGCUCAAAUGCCCUCGCUCUGGCCGGGGGCAAUGAUCGGCCAUGUAUCUGGGACUAUGAGAUAUGGGUGGAAGAAGUUCAUGGGAUCGGGGUCGUCGAAGACAAUAGAGGGACAGACGAGAAAGGCGCAUACACCGCAAGAGAAGCCGAAAUCAGAUCCUCGAUCGGCACGACAACUAGAUACUCGUCAAGGACAAGCUGCUUUGGCUUCAGCGUUCGCCCGUUUCCACAACUCCGCAACACCGGCGAGCUCAGCAACAGGGAGCAGAAGGAAGAACGAGGACGAUGAUGCGGGUGGGAAUGGGAACUGGUGGAAAGCUUGGGAUGUCAGGUCGGUUUGCGGGGAAAUCAACGAGAUGGAGACGUACGACGGGUUCCGAUUUGGCUUCAUUGAACAUACCCUCUUUCUCUCGUUAUUACCGGACUGGCUCGAACCUGUCGAACAGGAUCCACAACUCCAGACUACCAGCAACACAGCUCAUGGAUCUCCUUUCAAUUCGUUUCCCAACCUUCCGUACACAACACCUGCGUAUAACGGCCGAUCGGAAUCGAUCAUCACCCAAUUCCGCGAGACGAAACCCUCGCCCUCAAUGUUAGCUUCCACCCGGCACGCGCUCCUUCAUCACCUCCUCCGGUACAAGCUCCACUUGCACACCCUGGUCGAGUUUAACGAAGCGGGCAAGAUCGUUUACAUACGGGAUUUAGUGGAUCUGCGGGAUCUUUGGGAAGGCGUCGUACCCUUUGGGAGGGAAACGGCUUGGAUUGGGAGGAGGUUGGGAGGACUGGCAUUGGCAGGGAUGGGGAGAUUGGUCUUCGGAUCUACGUCCGGUCCAAGACAGGUUGAGGGAAGAGCCAAUCUGGAAGAUGGUCAGGAAGGAAGAGAAGCGGAUGGAAAUCGGGUGGACUCGUUGGGACUGGAUGUUGGGACGCUGACUAGUGCUCCGGAUGUCGACAGCGGGGGCGAAGAAGGGGGUAUCAGAGGGUAGGCGAGAAAGAUUGUGCGUCGUGGUAUCACUUGAUUUUCGCAUCCUGACACGAACGCUAUCGCCGCCGGGGUAAUUGAAGAGCUAUCUGAAUCGUUCAGCUACCUCAGCGCCACAUAAUGAUUUAGCUUGUGGGACAUGAACAGGACUUCGAGCUUCACAAAUCACCAAAUAUACGAAUAUGACGAACUAUAAUGACAAGUUUUUCUUGAUGUACAGUCAUCAGAGGGCAGACCAGGCGUGAUGGAUGCAACUUUAUUUAGGCAUCACGUCCAGCUGUUCCAUUUACGAGCAAUGAAG
Messenger RNA from Filobasidium floriforme, 1820 nucleotides. RefSeq lists its product as uncharacterized. The record is from RefSeq and is a predicted model, not a curated record. The transcript is spliced from 5 exons. The coding region runs from base 135 to 1523 and encodes 462 amino acids. Lineage: Eukaryota; Fungi; Basidiomycota; Tremellomycetes; Filobasidiales; Filobasidiaceae.